Chenopodium quinoa (quinoa) is the source of this 573-nucleotide messenger RNA. RefSeq lists its product as uncharacterized. Bases 1 to 573 code for a protein of 190 amino acids. NCBI's taxonomy places the organism in Eukaryota, Viridiplantae, Streptophyta, Magnoliopsida, Caryophyllales, Amaranthaceae. The record is from RefSeq and is a predicted model, not a curated record. The transcript has a single exon.
AUGCCGACCUGUAGGUAUGAUGGAAGAGGAGACCCGGGUAGAUUCAUAACGUCCUACGAGGGGCAUAUGAUGUUGUACACCAACUCAGAUGUUGUUUGGUGCAAAGUCUUUCCGACUACCUUAGUUGGGGCCGCGGCUGAUUGGUUUAAUAAUCUGGAAAAUGGGAUGGUAGACAGUUUUGAGAAAUUGACUGAGAUGUUUGUGGGUCAGUAUGUUAGUAACAGUGUGCAGCAGAGAACUUCAGGGGAGUUGAUGGCGGUAGAGCAAAGGUCGGAUGAGUCUUUAAGGGAUUAUAUUAGGCGGUUUAAUAACGAGGCAAAUACAAUCCCGAAGUUGCAACAAGAGAUAGCUGUGAUGGCAUUGAUGAAUGGCUUAAAUGAUUCCGAGUUUAAGCGCUAUCUUACACGAAAGAAUUUUCAGACAUUGGCAGCUGCUUUUAACAAAGCCCAUGAUUACAUCAAAAGUGAAGAAUUGAUGAAAACGAGUAGUAAGAAUGUAACAGUUGGCAAAGGUCAAUAUCAAUAUGAAGGUGCAGCCUCUGGAAGUGGAAGGCCGAGAACUUUGACCCCAUGA